CCAAGGUGUUCGGACGUCUCUACAAUUGCGUUAAAUAAAAAAUUUAAAUAAAAAUAGUGUGAGUGCUAGUGUUUUCUUGACUGUGACUUUCGGUGUGUAAUAGAAAGUUUUCGACGUUUUAGUAUUUUAUUUAUCGAGUUGUAUUUUUUAAUAAAAAAAACGGCAUUACGUGAUUCUGUUCGGCCGCUUGACGAUUUUACGCUUGAGGUAACAAAAUGGUGAAACUACGAUUGAAAAUGAGAAAGAAAGUACGGUGACGUGAAAACAAUAUACAAUAUUACGAUGUGACAGUCAAGUGUAGAAUUAGGACAUUCUGUAAAACGACUAAAUAGUUCCUUCAAAUAACAAGAAUACUCUAGCAUACUCAAGUGCAAUCCAGCCAACUAAAAUAGUUUUUUUUAUAUAAAAGUGAGGGUAAUUCGCAAAAAUUGAUUCGUACAAGAGUGAUGGUGUAGGGGGGUACGCGAUGGACAUCCAUGCGCCUACCCUGGUGGUGCAUGGCUAUGAGCCACAUGCGCCACUGCUGGAAGUUGAGGGUCUGGACCCCCACAGCCCUCAACAGAAGGUCCUCAUCCAUGCUCCAACGUUGCAGAGCCAGGAGAUGAUCACCAAUGAACAUCGGAAUGGAGAGUAUGAUUUCACAGACGAGCAGUACCACGCACACAGCAGCGGCCAGGGCGGAGAUGGUCACGGCGGUGUUAACCAACUAGGCGGUGUGUUCGUGAACGGCAGACCUCUACCCGACGUGGUGCGGCAAAGGAUAGUGGAACUGGCGCACAGUGGAGUCCGACCUUGUGACAUCAGCAGACAGUUACGUGUCUCCCACGGCUGCGUCUCCAAGAUAUUGUCUAGGUACUACGAGACGGGCAGUUUUAAAGCGGGCGUGAUAGGCGGGUCUAAGCCGAAGGUGGCGACACCGCCCGUGGUGGACGCGAUCGCUGCAUACAAGCGGGAGAACCCGACGAUGUUCGCCUGGGAGAUUAGAGACCGGCUGCUCAGCGAGGGGAUCUGCAGUCAAGAUAAUGUGCCUUCUGUGUCUAGUAUAAACAGGAUCGUCCGUAACAAGGCUGCGGAGAAGGCGAAGCAUGCGCACAACCAGCAGCAGCAACAACAGCAGGAACAAGAGAUCAGCUCAGCACAAGGCAGCGUCGUCUCCGUAAUAACCCACGCGGGCAACGCGCCGGGAACCACGGCAGUGCUGUCUCCAGCGGCGGAGCACGUCGCCAACACAGGCAGCUAUAGCAUCAACGGAAUCCUCGGCAUCGAGCAAGUGGACGGCCUUCACAACGGCAGUAAUGCUGGACUCAAGAGGAAACGACAUGAGGACCAAGAUGAGAACAGAGACUUCAACAGCCAUUCAGAAGACGACGUCAAAAGACAAAGAAGUCAUUACAAUGGUGACCAAAUAUACUCUAACCUUUGGUCAUCUAAAUGGAGUCUGAAAGACGAGUACAAGUUGCUGUCGGAGCUGGGCGGGGCGGGCGGCGCGGGCGGCGCGGCGGGCUACUACGGCGAGCUGUUCGACGCGCCCUACGAGCACGCCGCGCAUCCACACUACACUCCGCACUCCGCUACGAAUGACUCGACGGGGUCUAACGGCGGCGCGGGCGAGCCUCCGUCGGCGGCGGCCAGCCCCGACGCCGCCGCGCUCGUCGUGCUGCAGCCGCCCGCGCCGCCAUACCCACCUUAUGCACAUUACGAUGGCACGACGACACUUGCCAGCGAGUACGCAUAUGCGGCGCCUUACUCCCAGUACUCGCCGUACGGCGCACCCUACUCACACACUACUGGCUUGCUGUCCAAGUGGUGAAUAUCAACGGACGCCGUGCCAACAAUAGCUGCCGGCGAGCAACGAACAAACAAAGUGAUAGGACAUUUGUAUAUCAAAUUGUGAGUGUUCAUUUAACUCAAUCCAUUCCUUUAGAUAAUCUCAUAUGUAGAUAUCAACG
Papilio polytes (common Mormon) is the source of this 1949-nucleotide messenger RNA. RefSeq names its product paired box protein Pax-5 (gene sv). The coding region runs from base 467 to 1810 and encodes 447 amino acids. NCBI's taxonomy places the organism in Eukaryota, Metazoa, Arthropoda, Insecta, Lepidoptera, Papilionidae. Gene Ontology annotation, biological process: anatomical structure development; regulation of transcription by RNA polymerase II. Gene Ontology annotation, molecular function: RNA polymerase II cis-regulatory region sequence-specific DNA binding; DNA-binding transcription factor activity, RNA polymerase II-specific. The record is from RefSeq and is a predicted model, not a curated record. The transcript is spliced from 12 exons.